This is a messenger RNA of Phytophthora sojae, 1559 nucleotides long. RefSeq lists its product as hypothetical. NCBI's taxonomy places the organism in Eukaryota, Oomycota, Peronosporomycetes, Peronosporales, Peronosporaceae. The record is from RefSeq and is a predicted model, not a curated record. Bases 75 to 1559 code for a protein of 494 amino acids. Gene Ontology annotation, cellular component: CCR4-NOT complex. The transcript is spliced from 4 exons. Gene Ontology annotation, biological process: mRNA catabolic process; negative regulation of translation.
AGCACGCAAGCACUAGGAGAGAAGCUUCGUCCGCCCGCGUCCCCGUCCGCGCCCCCCCCUCCCCCCUGCCGCCCAUGCUGGAGAUCCGAGAGCUGCGGCCGCUCCUGGCCAUCCUCAAUGAGGACGACAAGCCGCUGGAGCAGGUGGCCAGCGUGUUCCUGCGCACCUUCACCAAGAACGACCACUUCAAAGUGGGCUGCACCAUCUGCAUCCUGCUGCAGGACAACCUGCUCACGAGCUCCCAGGUGCGGCGACGGAGGCGAUGCGAUAUAGCCGCUGAUUGCUGGAAAUACUGCAGGCGGGGUGCUGACUCUUGCUUGUUGUGGCAUUUUUCUUCUUCUUCUUCUUCUGGUGUUGCGGAUCUUCAGCGCAUCGUCAGCUUCUCGAUUUUGAGCGAUCUGUACCGCAAUGAAGGCACAACGACCAACCCGUUCCUGCCCGUGUUCCUGGACGCGCUGGAGAAGGGCAGCGACCUGUGCGAGAAGAAGUUCAUCGUGCACCUGCUGUCGGCUACCGGCGCCACGCGUGAAUCGAGUAAAAAGACGGCCAAGCAGCUGAUGGCCGAGUUUCGAGCGAACCCGUCGCAGCCAGUCCAGUUCGAUGUGGAGGCGAUGCGAAACAGCUACUUGGAGCGCACGCCGUCCGUGCCGCAGUUCCGCGCAGCAGGCAUUCGCAAUGUGGUGACAGACACGGAGUUCGACCUGCAGGAGCACGUGAACAAUGGCGCGAACUUGCAGGUACCUCCCAACGAAGUCAGCUCGCUCAAUCUGCCGUGCUUUGAGGCGCUUUCGCUGGAAGAGAUGAGUCUGCUUAGCGAAGCGGAGGCCUCGACCAGUACGCCCGCUGCUGCAUCCAGUUCAGCUGCGAGCGCAUCGUCCACGGGAUCGCUGUCGUUGUUGAGCUUCGAGCCGACGUUCAUGCGCCUCCCCCCGCCGAUUCUAGAGCCAGAUAUGACCGAGUUGAUUUGGUUGAACCCGGACUACUGCCCCACGGUGCUGUGGGACUCGACGAUGCUGGACUCGACACACGGCAUCGCGUUGCGCGAGCUGAUGCUGCGUGCAUUUCAGAAACCGCUAGUGUCGUCACUGCAGCAGAAGGUGCUCGCGGAGCUUGAAGCGGACCCGAAGCUCGUGUAUCACUGUUCACUAACGCCACAGAGGUUGCCCGAUCUAGUGGAAAACAACCCCAUGCUGGCCAUCGACUGCCUGCUGAAGCUCAUGUCGUCCAACCAGAUCACAGAAUACCUGUCCGCGCUGGUGAACAUGGAUAUGUCUCUACACUCGAUGGAGGUCGUGAAUCGCUUGACAACGGCAGUGGACUUGCCCACGGAGUUCAUCCACCUGUACAUUUCCAACUGCAUUUCCUCGUGCGAGAACAUCAAGGACAAGUACAUGCAGAACCGCCUUGUGCGCCUCGUGUGUGUGUUCCUGCAGUCGCUGAUCCGGAACAAGAUCAUUAACGUGCAGGACUUGAUCAUCGAGGUGCAGGCUUUUUGUAUCGAGUUUAGUCGUAUUCGCGAAGCAGCCGGGCUGUUCCGCUUACUGAAGACGCUGGAGUAA